Messenger RNA from Charadrius vociferus (killdeer), 3615 nucleotides. It is a transcript of the gene FLII, whose product is annotated as flightless I homolog (Drosophila). Gene Ontology annotation, biological process: myofibril assembly; actin polymerization or depolymerization; barbed-end actin filament capping. Gene Ontology annotation, molecular function: actin filament binding; phosphatidylinositol-4,5-bisphosphate binding. The record is from RefSeq and is a predicted model, not a curated record. NCBI's taxonomy places the organism in Eukaryota, Metazoa, Chordata, Aves, Charadriiformes, Charadriidae. Gene Ontology annotation, cellular component: nucleus; actin cytoskeleton; cytoplasm.
AUGUGGCUUGGGCUCUGCUACCUGCCCGAGGAGCUCGCUGCCCUCCAGAAGCUGGAACACCUCUCCGUGAGUCACAACAGCCUCACCACGCUCCACGGCGAGCUCUCCGGCCUGCCGUGCCUCCGGGCGAUCGUGGCUCGUGCAAACAGCCUGAAGAACUCGGGAGUCCCUGAUGAUAUCUUCCAGCUGGACGACCUCUCGGUGCUGGACCUGAGCUACAACCAGCUCACCGAGUGUCCCCGGGAACUGGAGAACGCCAAGAACAUGCUGGUCCUCAAUCUUGGCCACAACAGCAUUGAGACCAUCCCCAACCAGCUCUUCAUCAACCUGACAGACCUGCUCUACCUCGACCUGAGCAACAACAAGCUGGAGAGCCUCCCGCCGCAGAUGAGACGCUUGGUCCACCUUCAGACCCUCAUCCUCAACAACAACCCCCUCCUGCACGCGCAGCUCCGGCAGCUCCCAGCAAUGAUGGCCCUGCAGACCCUCCACCUCAGGAACACCCAGCGUACACAGAGCAACCUGCCCACUAGCCUCGAAGGCCUGGUGAACCUGGCAGAUGUGGACCUGUCCUGCAAUGACCUCAGUCGUGUCCCUGAGUGCCUCUACACACUGGGCAGCCUGCGGCGCCUCAAUCUCAGCAGCAACCAGAUCACGGAGCUGUCCCUCUGCAUCGACCAGUGGACCCAGCUGGAGACCCUCAACCUGUCCCGCAACCAGCUCACCUCCUUGCCUUCGGCCAUCUGCAAGUUGACUAAGCUGAAGAAGAUGUACUUGAACUCUAACAACCUCGACUUUGAUGGGAUCCCCUCGGGCAUCGGCAAGCUCGCCAACCUUGAGGAGUUCAUGGCGGCCAACAACAACCUGGAGCUCAUCCCUGAGAGCCUGUGCAGGUGCUCCAAGCUGAGGAAGCUGGUGCUGAACAAGAACCGCCUGGUGACGCUGCCAGAGGCCAUCCACUUCCUGACGGACGUGGAGAUCCUGGACGUGCGCGAGAACCCAAACCUGGUGAUGCCUCCGAAGCCGGUGGAUCAGACGUCGGAGUGGUACAACAUCGACUUCUCCCUGCAGAACCAGCUCCGCCUGGCCGGAGCCUCCCCGGCCACCGUUGCAGCCGCUGCAGCAGGGAGCGGCACCAAGGACCCGCUGGCCCGCAAGAUGCGGCUCCGGCGGCGCAAGGACUCUGCCCAGGAUGACCAGGCCAAGCAGGUGCUGAAGGGGAUGUCGGACGUGGCCCAGGAGAAGAACAAGAAGAUAGAGGAGAGUGGGGAGGCAAAGGCACCAGACCUGAAGACACGCCGCUGGGACCAGGGCCUGGAGAAGCCGCAGCUGGACUACUCGGAAUUCUUCAGCGAGGACGUGGGGCAGCUGCCCGGCCUCUGCGUCUGGCAGAUCGAGAACUUUGUGCCCACGCUGGUGGACGAGGCUUUCCACGGCAAGUUCUACGAGGCCGACUGCUACAUCGUGCUCAAGACCUUCCUGGAUGAGAACGGCUCCCUCAACUGGGAGAUCUACUACUGGAUCGGACAGGAGGAGAUGGGGGAUGAGAGCGAUGAAUUCCUCCAGGUCUUCGACAAUGAUAUCUCCUACAUUGAGGGUGGCACGGCCAGCGGUUUCUUCACCGUCGAGGACACGCAAUACGUCACCAGGCUGUAUCGUGUCUACGGGAAGAAGAACGUUAAGCUGGAGCCGGUGGCACUGAAAGGGACAUCGCUGGACCCCCGGUUCGUCUUCCUCCUGGACCACGGCCUCAACCUCUUUGUGUGGCGCGGGAGCCAGGCCACGCUGAGCAGCACCACCAAGGCCAGGCUCUUCGCUGAGAAGAUCAACAAGAACGAGCGGAAGGGGAAGGCGGAGAUCACGCUGCUCACCCAGGGCCAGGAGACCCCUGACUUCUGGGAGGCGCUGGGGGGGCAACCUGAGGAGAUCCGGCCCUGCGUCCCCGAUGACUUUCAGCCCCACAAGCCCAAGCUGUACAAGGUUGGCCUGGGCCUGGGCUACCUGGAGCUGCCCCAGAUCAACUACAAGCUCUCGGUGGAGCACAAGAAGAGGCUGAAGGCUGAUCUGAUGCCAGAGAUGCGCCUGCUGCAGAGCCUGCUGGACACCAAGAGUGUGUACAUCCUGGACUGCUGGUCCGACGUCUUCAUCUGGAUCGGGAGGAAAUCACCGCGGCUGGUGCGGGCGGCGGCGCUGAAGCUGAGCCAGGAGCUGUGCAGCAUGUUGCACCGGCCCAAGCACGCCAUGGUCACCAGGAACCUGGAGGGCACCGAGUGCCAGGUGUUCAAGUCCAAGUUCAAGAACUGGGACGAUGUCCUGCGCGUGGAUUACACCCGCAACGCUGAGACGGUGCUGCAGGAGGGCGGCCUCGCCGGCAAGGUCCGCAAGGAUGCUGAGAAGAAGGAUCAGAUGAAGGCUGACCUCACGGCGCUCUUCCUGCCCCGCCAGCCCCCCAUGCCCCUCAGCGAGGCAGAGCAGCUGAUGGAGGAGUGGAACGAGGACCUGGACGGCAUGGAGGGCUUCGUGCUGGAGGGCAAAAAAUUUGCUCGCCUGCCCGAGGAGGAGUUUGGCCACUUCCACACCCACGACUGCUACGUCUUCCUCUGCAGGUACUGGGUGCCGGUGGAGUAUGAAGAGGAGGAGGAGAAGAAGAAGAAGGGUGAAGGCAAAGGGGAGGAGGAUGGUGAGGAAGAAGAGGAGGAGAAGCAGCCCGAGGAAGACUUCCAGUGCAUCGUCUACUUCUGGCAGGGCCGGGAGGCCUCCAACAUGGGCUGGCUCACCUUCACCUUCAGCCUCCAGAAGAAGUUUGAGAGUCUCUUCCCUGGCAAGCUGGAGGUCGUGCGCAUGACCCAACAGCAGGAGAAUCCCAAGUUCCUCUCGCACUUCAAGAGGAGGUUUGUCAUUCACCGGGGCAAGCGGAAGGAGAGGGUCAGCCCACCCCAGCCCAGCCUCUACCACAUCCGCACCAACGGUGGGGCCCUCUGCACCAGGUGUAUCCAGAUCAACACAGAUGCUGGUCUGCUCAACUCCGAGUUUUGCUUCAUCCUCAAGGUGCCCUUUGAGAGCACGGACAACCAGGGCAUUGUCUACACCUGGGUGGGCCGGGCAGCUGACCCUGACGAGGCCAAGUUGGCCGAGGACAUCAUGAACCACAUGUUUGAUGACUCCUACAGCAAGCAGGUGAUCAACGAGGGAGAAGAGCCUGAAAACUUCUUCUGGGUGGGCAUCGGGAGCCAGAAGCCCUACGAUGAAGACGCUGACUACAUGAAGCACUCCCGGCUCUUCAGGUGCUCCAACGAGAAGGGCUAUUUUUCAGUGUCGGAGAAGUGCUCUGAUUUCUGCCAGGAUGAUCUGGCCGACGAUGACAUCAUGCUGCUGGAUAACGGGCGGGAGGUCUACAUGUGGGUGGGCACCCAGACCAGCCAGGUGGAGAUCAAGCUGAGCCUCAAGGCAUGCCAGGUUUACAUCCAGCACAUGCGCUCCAAGGACCCCACGCAUCCCCGCAAGCUCCGGCUGGUGCGGAAAGGCAACGAGCCCUGGAAACGAGAUACUUGCAAGAUCGCGGUGCAGCUAAAGACGGUGUGCACAGCCAGAAAGAUUUCUUACAAAAUAGCCUGA